AUGACAAUUGGUAACAUUCGUGGUCAUUUGGCAUCCAUCUCAAACCAUCACAUCAAACACAUUUCCAAAAUCGAUUGCUGGACAACUCAACUCGGUGCACGAGUCCGUAUUACUGUGCCAGAGUCAUGUUCCGCACACACUAUCCAUCAACUCUGUCACCAAUCAUCCGUACAACAACUGACACAUACACAAAAACUGUCAACGCAGGCAUCCAACGACAUCCUCACUCCAAUGUGUCAAACAUUGCCAGCAAACACUCACUACUUUGACAUAUAUUCAGCCAAACCGACUAUGUGGAUUAUCCGAGACUUGCAUUGCAACGGACAGUUUCAAGCACACAUCCAUUCCACUCAUCCAACUGACAUAUCACAACUCUGCAUAUAUGCCUAUGAUCGGAUUGCAAUGUUCACGAUUGGUGGAAUAUAUGCAGCGUUUGAUGGAUCAUACACGGACACACACGAGCUAUGCAUUCAGUUAUUGGAUGCUGCCAAUGCAACAGUGAAUGACUGUCAACUGCACACACAUGCACAUACUGCUCGGCUACAUAAACCAAGUAUCCGUGACAAUCACAAUGAACUCUGUCGCAGCCAACUAGGUGCAUUCUGGGACAAACACAAUGCAACAAUCCAGCGACUUGAAUGCGCCAAUGAACAUAUGAUCUGGAUCAAGUUUGCUGAUACACUUGACCAGACAGUCUUGCAAACACACAUUGAUGGAUCGUGGAUCUCAACAAACUCGUCACCACCGAUCAUGAUCGAUUUCAAACCAAACAAGUGUGUUGUUCAAAUGCAACAUACUCAGUUUCCAUGGUUACAGCACUUUGAUUCCAAAUUACCAAUUGAUAUGAUGCUACACGAACAACAGAUUCGUCGUGUUCAACACUACAAAUAUCUGGAUGUUGUAUUGCACGAACCACUGUAUCACACCAUGCGACUGGACUAUAAUCAGGUUGCUGUAUGCAAUAGCAUGUUGGUUGUGUCCGAUUCUUGCAAACCAUCAACUCACAAUCAACUUUCAGACACGAAUAUUCUUGGCAGUCAGUCUAUUAAUGAUCAUGUAUGCACUGGAUCUGGUUGGUGGUUGGUGAUGACUUGA
This is a messenger RNA of Batrachochytrium dendrobatidis JAM81, 1095 nucleotides long. RefSeq lists its product as uncharacterized. The transcript has 6 exons. NCBI's taxonomy places the organism in Eukaryota, Fungi, Chytridiomycota, Chytridiomycetes, Rhizophydiales. The coding region runs from base 1 to 1095 and encodes 364 amino acids. The record is from RefSeq and is a predicted model, not a curated record.